AUGGGUAAUAGUGCUUCUACGAACCAUCUUAGUGACAAAGCCCUUCGCAAAAAGCUGACGGGUCUUGCGGAGGAGAUUGCUUCAAGUUCAGAGCAUCAGGCGACAUUGCAGUGGGGCAAAUACACCCGAUGGGCGGGGGGGCUGCCUGCUUCCAAGCUUUACUGCAAACUUGUUCUUGUGGAUCAACUGGGUCGCUCGCUGAACCCACAAGUCUUGGAGUGCACGCAACGACCAGAGUCGGUUGGAGAUUUAGGACAGCUCUCGGACGAAGCCUCGAAAGCACUCAUGGGGCUGAUCUCGCAAAGGCACGAGGGAGACGACCAAUACGUUGUUCUUCCCAAACCUUCCGGUUUGACGAAGGAGAUGGUAAUGCUUGCGAACGGGACGAGGGAUUCAGGCUCCCCGCUGUCCAUUUUGCGAGGAACCGAAAGCACUCUUCUGCGCUCCAUUUUUGAAUACAGUGCCACAAGCGAGUACAAAUUUGGUCCAUGGGCUUCAGUUUUCAAUGUAAAGGACAUCAUUGGAGUCUUUUGGCUAGUGGGUGAGUUGGAAGCUCGUCAUAGUUUUCAAGAAGUCUCGUCGUGGACCCCCGGUUUGUGGGAGCUGCACUUCCGGCCAAGAGGCAGCGUGGCAAAUCUGGUUCGCUUGGUUCAUGGUUUGCCAGCUUGUUAUAGGAUUGCUGGAAAGGUAUAUGAGUUCUCUGGACCCAAGAAGAGAACAGCGAGUAGACGGGGAAGGCUAUUCGACCAAGCCGACAACGACGUCCUCGCAAGAGAAGGGGACUGA
This is a messenger RNA of Seminavis robusta, 786 nucleotides long. Lineage: Eukaryota; Bacillariophyta; Bacillariophyceae; Naviculales; Naviculaceae. The record is from the annotation of a GenBank genome assembly.